AUGUCACACUGCAGGUUGUUUGCCAGGCUGCUUUUGCAGCAAAGUGGCGUCAGGCACUGUUAUACAGGAACAAGACAGAACCUAUACAUCGGCAAGAACACUAAGGUCAUCUGUCAAGGUUUCACAGGAAAGCAGGGGACAUUUCACAGUCAACAGUCUAUCGACUAUGGAUCACAGUUAGUUGGAGGAGUGUCCCCAGGCAAGGGGGGUAAGACGCAUCUCGGCCUGCCUGUCUUCAACUCAGUCAAGGAGGCGAAGGAAGGCACUGGAGCUGAUGCCACCGUGAUAUAUGUGCCCCCUCCAUUUGCUGCAGCUGCCAUCAUUGAGGCCAUUGAUGCUGAGAUUUCCCUGAUAGUAUGCAUUACUGAGGGCAUCCCCCAGCAAGACAUGGUGAAAGUGAAGCAUAGACUUCUGCGCCAGAACACCACUCGUCUCAUCGGCCCCAACUGCCCAGGAGUCAUUAAUCCUGGAGAGUGCAAGAUUGGGAUCAUGCCCGGCCACAUUCACAAAAAAGGAAGGAUCGGCAUUGUGUCUAGAUCAGGAACUCUGACAUAUGAGGCUGUGCACCAAACGACUCAAGUUGGCCUUGGUCAGUCCCUCUGCAUUGGUAUUGGCGGGGAUCCGUUCAACGGUACAAACUUCAUAGAUUGCCUGGAGGUGUUCCUGCAGGAUCCCAAGACAGAGGGCAUCAUCCUGAUUGGGGAAAUUGGAGGCAAUGCAGAGGAGAAUGCAGCAGAGUAUCUUAAACAACACAACUCCGGUGCUAAUGCCAAGCCUGUGGUGUCCUUCAUCGCUGGGCUAACAGCUCCUCCCGGGCGAAGGAUGGGUCACGCCGGUGCUAUCAUUGCUGGUGGAAAAGGAGGCGCCAAAGAGAAAAUUGCUGCCCUGCAGUCAGCUGGAGUUGUAGUCAGCAUGUCCCCUGCCCAGCUGGGCAGCACUAUGUUCAAGGAGUUUGAGAAGAGGAAGAUGCUGUGA
Messenger RNA from Nerophis lumbriciformis (worm pipefish), 975 nucleotides. NCBI's taxonomy places the organism in Eukaryota, Metazoa, Chordata, Actinopteri, Syngnathiformes, Syngnathidae. The record is from RefSeq and is a predicted model, not a curated record.